CCCUCCAUGGAGACAUUAAUUUCACAGAGCUACCUUUACAAAUCUCAAUAAUUUCAAGUUAAUGGUUGGCUAUCACCUACACCACCAGUUUCCUGAAAAUGACAAUUCACAAGGAUUCAUGGAGUCAUAGGAACAACACAAUACCAAAAAUAUCGUACUGGAUAAUCCAAACAUGUCAAAAGUUACAUAUUGGAAAACUGGAAUAUUCACAAAACCGUGUAGAAUGUCUCAUUGAUCAAACCGUGAACCACACUCCCACUUCAAAGAAGACAUGUACCAAGAAACACAAGAACCUCCUCUGUUUUUGUAUUUUUUCAUCUUUUCCUCUGUAAUCACCACCAUUACAGGAACCACCACCAUCUCACCAGGCACAGCAACCCUCUAUGCUUCCAACACAACCCAAUCAUGGUCCUCCCCCAACAAAACAUUCUCCCUCCGCUUCAUUCCCCUGCAUCCACCACAAUCUUCUUCCCCUGCUUCCUUCAUAGCCGCAAUUAUCUACUCCGGCGGCUCACUCGCCAUCUGGUCCGUCGGACACGGCGCCACCGUGGACUCCGGUGGAUCCCUCCGGUUCCUUUCCGCCGGAAACCUCCGCCUCGUUAAUGGGUCGGGGUCCAUUGUGUGGGACUCUAGAACUUCAAACAUGGGUGUCUCCUCUGCUAUGCUUCAUGACAAUGGGAACUUGGUUCUCUCCAAUGACACUGGCUCUGUGUGGUCAAGCUUUGACAACCCCAUUGAUACAAUUGUGCCGUCUCAAAAUUUCACCAUUGGCAUGGUUUUGCGUUCUGGGUUGUACUCCUUUUCUGUUCUUAGAUAUGGGAACCUCACCCUCAAAUGGGAUGAUAGUGUGCCUUACUGGGAACAAGGUUUGGAGUUGAAUUCUUCCAUGAGUAGAGUGAAUUUUAGUUCACCUGUUUUGGGGUUGCAGUCAGUGGGAAUAUUGCAGCUUUCUGAUCCAAAUUUGAUUGCCCCAGUGCUGGUUGCUUACAGCAAUGACUACAAUGAAGGGAGUGAUGUGUUUAGAGUUUUGAAGCUGGAUGGUGAUGGGAAUUUGAGGAUUUAUAGCUCUAAGAGGGGUAGUGGGAUUGUGACAGUAAACUGGGUUGCUGUUGCAGAUCAAUGUGAGGUUUUUGGUUACUGUGGAAAUAAUGCUAUUUGUAGUUACAAUGAUUCCAACCCCAUUUGUGGAUGUCCAUCUCAGAAUUUUGUGAUGGUUGAUCCUAAUGAUAGUAGAAAAGGGUGUAAGAGGAAGGUGAGGCUUGAGGAUUGUGCAGGGAAGGUGGCUAUGUUGCAAGUGGACAAUGCAAGAUUCUUGACAUAUCCUCCUCAGUUUUUGAUCAAUCCUGAGAUAUUUUUCAUUGGUAUAUCAGCUUGCUGCGGAAAUUGUCUUUCAUCCAGUUCUUGUUUUGCUUCUACUUCCUUGUCAGAUGGAACUGGACUUUGUUACAUAAAGACAGGUAAUUUUCUUAGUGGUUAUCAGAAUCUUGCUCAACCUAGCACUUCGUAUAUCAAGGUUUGUGGACCAUUGGUUCCAAACUCACCACCUAAUUCCUUGGAGAAUGCUAGAGGAUGGAAGCAUCAGAAGAUACAUUCUUGGAUAUUAGCUAUAGUAAUUUUGAGUACCUUUUUUGGUUUCCUUGCAUUUGAGGUUGGUUUAUGGUUGUGGUGUUGUAGAAAUAGCUCAGGAUUUGGAGGGUUUGCUGCUCAGUAUCUUCUUCUUGAAUAUGCUUCUGGUGCACCAGUCCAUUUCUCUUACAAGGAGCUCCACAAGUCAACAAAGGGGUUCAAGGAGAAACUUGGUGAUGGGGGAGCAGGUUCUGUUUAUAGAGGAGUUCUUGCAAAUCAAACUGUUGUUGCAGUUAAGCAACUUGAGGAGGGCACUAUUGAGCAGAGUGAGAAAGAUUUCAGGAUGGAAGUUUCUACCAUAAUUAGCACCCAUCAUAUGAAUCUAGUGAGGCUGAUUGGUUUUUGCUCUGAAGGGCAUCACAGGCUUUUAGUAUAUGAGUUCAUGAAAAAUGGAUCUCUUGAUAACUUUCUUUUUGUUGAUGAACAAGUGUUGAGUUGGGCGUAUCGAUUCAACAUUGCAUUGGGUGCUGCUAGGGGCUUGACAUAUCUUCAUGAGGAGUGUAGAAACUGCAUUGUCCAUUGUGAUGUGAAACCUGCAAACAUUCUUUUAGAUGAGAAUUACAAUGCAAAAGUCUCAGAUUUCGGCCUCGCAAAGCUCUUAAGUCCAAUGGAUCACAGACACCGAAACUUGACGAAAAGUGUGAGAGGAGCCAGAGGGUAUUUAGCUCCUGAAUGGCUUGCAAAUCUUCCAGUAACUUUCAAAUUUGAUGUUUACAGUUAUGGCAUGGUUUUGUUGGAGAUAGUGAGUGGUAGAAGGAACUUUGAAAUCUCAGAAGAAACAAGUGGAAAAAGGUGUACCAUCUGGGCUUAUGAAGAGUUUGAGAAAGGUAACAUCAUGGGAGUAAUUGAUAGAAGAUUGGUAAGCCAAGGAGUGAACUUGGAAGAAGCCAAAAGAGUGCUUCUGGCAAGUUUUUGGUGCAUACAGGAGGAGCCAUCUGAGAGGCCUACAAUGGGCAAAGUUGUGCAAAUGCUAGAAGGUGUGAUAGAUAUUGAUAGGCCACCAGUUCCAAAAUCCAUUAUAGCAGGAUUUUCUAAUGGAAUCAAUGGGAGUGUCUCUGCUAUAUCCACUAUUCCAACCUCAUUAGGUCCAACUUCUUCCCCAUCAUCAUCUUUGUUGGCUUCAGCUGGCUUCUUCUACAAGGGACCCUGAAUGAACGUGACUUCAAUCCUUUUUUAUUUAUUUAUUUUAAGUUAAUACACAUUCACAUCACAAUGUUAUUUUAGUUUAAUAUUUAUUAAUAUGUGUAAAAAAUAUAUCACAUUAAGUUACAAAUUUCAACUCAAUUCACCUACC
Molecule: messenger RNA, 2920 nt
Organism: Lotus japonicus
Lineage: Eukaryota; Viridiplantae; Streptophyta; Magnoliopsida; Fabales; Fabaceae
Product: G-type lectin S-receptor-like serine/threonine-protein kinase At1g34300
Exons: 1
Coding region: 272-2776 (834 amino acids)
Biological process (GO): protein phosphorylation; recognition of pollen
Molecular function (GO): ATP binding; protein serine/threonine kinase activity
Source: RefSeq, a predicted model, not a curated record